Messenger RNA from Penicillium pulvis, 1470 nucleotides. RefSeq names its product FluC/FEX family fluoride channel. Gene Ontology annotation, cellular component: membrane. Gene Ontology annotation, molecular function: fluoride transmembrane transporter activity. The record is from RefSeq and is a predicted model, not a curated record. Gene Ontology annotation, biological process: fluoride transmembrane transport. NCBI's taxonomy places the organism in Eukaryota, Fungi, Ascomycota, Eurotiomycetes, Eurotiales, Aspergillaceae. The coding region runs from base 1 to 1470 and encodes 489 amino acids. The transcript has a single exon.
AUGUCACCUUCGACAAAUUCUUGCAAUCACAGCCGCGCCCGAUCGCAGGGCGACGAUUCUAGCUCCACUAUUUCGCCUCGCCACGAUGACGCGGCACCAUCACCGACAGCGCAGUCUUCGGCAUCUGAGACUAACUUGAAUGAAGUCGCCGCCCCGCGUCCCGUCUAUGACCCGUCUGAAAAACCAGUCCAACGCAAAGAAUACCUAGAAAACCGCAGUACAGAAGACUCAGAGUCAACCGUCCAGGAACUGAAGACAGAGCCGGCUCAGGUUGAUAACAACGGCGUCCAGGCUUCUGGUGCCAGCUUGGGAACUAAAACCGAGAGUCCAGCUGGUCAUUGGCUAUCUAAGGUAGCCAGGACUACAUGCAUUGUGGGGUACCUGAUUCUGUUCUCAUUUAUUGGCACGCUUCUCCGAAUCGCCAUAGAAUGCCUGACAUUUUACCCUGGGUCGCCGGUGAACACAAGCGUUCUCUGGGCCAAUGUCGGAGGCAGCUUUAUCAUGGGGUUUUUGAGCGAAGAUCAGGAGAUAUUUAGAUUUGAAGAGGUUGUGGCUAAAAUCCCGGAAGAGGAGAGGCAAGACGGCACGCGGAGGGCUGCACAUUUGAAGGCACACAAGAAAACGAUACCGCUCUACAUCGGGUUAACGACGGGUUUUUGCGGGAGUCUAACAUCCUUCUCCACCUUCAUUCGAGAUGUAUAUCUGGCAUUAGCCGACCGACUUCCCGUGCCGAUCGGCCAUUAUGCAGAUAUCUCCUUGUUUGCUUCGGCUCCGGCUGUGGCCAGAACUCCGAAUGGUGGUUUUAGUUUUAUGGCUCUAGUUGCUGUGCUGUUUACAGAAAUUGGUCUGUCUCUGGCAGGCCUUUUUCUCGGGGCACACCUCGCGAUUGGCGUAUCUCCUUGGACACCAAGCCUUCCCCAGCACUGGCUGCGCAAAGUACUAGAUCCCGCCGCAGUUAUCUUCGCAUGCCUUUCAUGGGUUGCAGUGAUUCUCUUGGUGAUUUUAUUGCCGGAAAAUUCACAACAGAGCACUCUAUGGAGCGCAGAGUUAUGGAGAGGGCCGGUCUUAUUUGCUCUAGUCUUCGCUCCGGUCGGGUGCCUAGCCCGAUUUUUCAUUUCCCUCAAACUCAACAGCCGAAUCCGGUCUUUUCCUCUUGGAACCUUUACAGUGAAUGUGUGUGGCACAAUGUUACUGGGAAUGGCAUACUCAAUUCAGCAUGCCCCGAUCGGAGGAUCUAGUCUUGGCGGUGGCAGCGUCAUUGGUUGCCAGGUCUUACAAGGGAUCAUGGACGGAUUCUGCGGAUGUCUCACAACUGUCAGCACGUGGGUGCUAGAACUUUCGGAUCUCCGCAGACGUCACGCGUAUUUGUACGGCGGUAUAAGUGUUAUGAUCGCCCUUUGUGCGCUAGUGGUCGAAAUCGGGAGCUUACAGUGGACUCGCGGUCUGGUAACUCCAUCGUGCUUCCGUUGA